Atta colombica is the source of this 702-nucleotide messenger RNA. Its product is annotated as transmembrane protein 186. The record is from RefSeq and is a predicted model, not a curated record. Gene Ontology annotation, cellular component: mitochondrion. Lineage: Eukaryota; Metazoa; Arthropoda; Insecta; Hymenoptera; Formicidae. The transcript is spliced from 2 exons. Bases 67 to 702 code for a protein of 211 amino acids.
UCUCCUCUAUUCUUGAAAAGAAACAUAAAUGAGAACUAGGGAAAUAUUAUAGUAUACAUUACGUAAAUGUAUUCCCGACUCUUGUCGAAUUUUUGCGAACGUGCAAAGAACGUGUUUUUAUAUCGUGCUUCAAACAGCAUUAGAUGUUCGAACAUUAAAACAUUAAGUCAUAUUGCGAAAAAUAAAAAUGAAGAAAAGCAAAAAGUAGAAAUUGUCUCCACGAAAUUCCCCGAUUAUGAAGUGAUCUAUAUGUUUCCUUUUGUCAAACAAGCUUGUGGUCUAAAUGUUGUAAAAUAUCGAUUUACUAUGUUCAUUGGGGCAGCCACACCAGUAAUCAUUGGAUUUCAUUUGACCAACUUCUUGCCCUUUGACGUAACUAGUACAUCAAUAACAGUUGGAAUUCUAACAACAAUGUGGCUGCAUGUUCUUGGAUUUUUAUGCAAUAAUCUCAUAGGAUGUGUAUACUUGAAAUUGGAUGAAAAAAAAGUGAUAUUAUCUUAUAUAGACUAUUGGGGAAAGAGGAUAGACUUGAAAGUUUCUUUCAAUGAAAUUUAUCCCAUGUCAGAUAACUCGAUCAGUAUUACUGAUCCUUUAUACAAAAAGAUAAUGCUGACUUCACAAACGGAGAUCUUAAAAAUAAAUAUGAAGUUUGGACAAAUAAUCGAUGUUGACAAAUUUAGAUGUAUUCUAGGAAUGGCUUAA